Molecule: messenger RNA, 2628 nt
Organism: Diachasmimorpha longicaudata
Lineage: Eukaryota; Metazoa; Arthropoda; Insecta; Hymenoptera; Braconidae
Exons: 9
Coding region: 303-2417 (704 amino acids)
Source: RefSeq, a predicted model, not a curated record
UCUCCCUCCACUUUGACAAGUAAAUUGUGUCCCCUCAGUUGCAUCUACCGUGUCGCAACAAUCUGUCUUUUAUCAACGACGCAAUUUUUUCAUUUUUCGAGUGCCCAAAAUCCCUCCGAAGACGGGAAAAAUUUUAAUUUCACCGGUAAAAUGUUAUUCCAAAAUUGAGGGAAUCGUUGAGCCAACGGAACAGGUGCGCUAACGCGAGAAUUGGACGGGUGAUGACGACGAGAUGCUGUAGCUGAGAGUCAAUGAAAGAGUGAAGGGGAUUGAUCUGAAAGGUUGACUAAUUAGAGUGGAAAAUGGCAAGUCUAGCCGGCAGCUCCGGGGGCUUUCCCCGGGCCCCGACAAUGCUCGAACAGCUGCUGGAGGAGAUCAACUUCCAGAGGACCAAGGAGAUGAGACAGCUGCUCAAGGACGAUUCCGGAUUUGUGAUGCUGCAGGGGACGACCUACUGGACAGACCUGUUUGUCCGUCACUUUCUCUUUCAGGCUGAGCACACCAUCGACGGCGAUGAUCUCCUCUUCUUUGUCCGGAAAAAACACAUUAAGACGUCGUCUCGUUACGUACCGAAGUUCGAGACUGAGGUCGAUGUCUUCAGGAAGGACAGCAAGAAGUUGCCCAUUGGUGAUCCUGAUAUAGACUGGGAGGAGACUGUUUACCUGAAUCUCGUCGUUCACCAGUUUGAUUACACCCUUACGCUGGCCAUUUGUACCAGGACUAGUCCCAAGGAACUGCAAGUACUCAGACGCCACUCGCAGAAGGUCUACGCGAGCCCCAGUCGACGUAGAAUGGACGCCAAGGGAGACCUCGAGGAGAUGACUUAUCCGCACAUUUGCUUCAUGGUUGAUAACUUUGACGAAGUAUUCUGUGAUAUUUUAGUUAGGGACGGAGAGAUGGUGUGCGUUGAACUGGUGGCUUCGGAUCGAGAGGGAGCGGUACAGGGGGUCAUCUUCCUCGGGUCCAUCCGGUAUGAUGCGUUGAAGAAGGUCUACGACGCGAGGUCGAGUCUCAGCACCAAAAUGGCGCAACGAAUGACGUUCGGGCUCUUCUCCGGGGCGUCUUCUCAGCGCGUCGAGUUCGUCCGCAUGAAAGGACCCCAAGGUAAAGGGCACGCUGAGAUGGCGGUGACGAAGCCAAAGGGUUCCGGGGCCGAAACCCCGACGUCAGAGCCCGGCUACUCCGUCACAGACGCCCUCUGGGAUGCUGACUGGGACGACGCCGAAGAGCUCUUCAUGUAUCGUCACCAGAGACGACUCUCCGAUCCAAGUUCAAACCUCAAUAAUUUUGUUCGCGGUGGCUGGCGGACGAAGCCGGAUCAGUGUGCAUCGAAAGCGCGAUCGGAGAACGAGGGUCUCGACUCCAUGGCCAAUGGGCUCAAUGAAAUCGAGGCUGGGGACGUGCGUGACGCUAAAGAACAGGCAAGCAGCUGGGGCGGCCGGGUCGCGUCGUCAUUGCGCCCUGGACGCAAAGAUAAUCGGAGGAGUCCACGCGUGAGGAGACGCGGCUCCUCUAGGGAACGAAGUGACGAGAGGGACCGGAUUGAGAGUAAUUGUGACAAUGAAAAUUGUCCAUCGCCGAGACGUUACGCCGGAACACCGAAGCGUCGUCAGCGUCACAAGACGCAUCAUCAUAUCGAGGUGGGCAGUGAGUCGCUGCUGGUUACCACUGGUGACAAUCUUACCGAGGACAACGUCAUGCAAAAGCUGGACACGGGAGCUAUUCUGGUGAACGGAAAGGAGGAGCUGCCCCUGGGUUAUGGGGAGAGCGAGGACAAUGCCUUUGUCAAUCAGAGAUUACCCAAUUACAAGGAGAACGGGGACGCGCGAGGAUUCUUAUCGUCGGACGGAAAUACCGAUGAGUCACUUCGCCGAAGACACCGGGCACGUCAUCACAGACCCCGUCGCUACUUCAGCGAUGACGAGCUCUUCGGAGUAGUCGGUAGAAAGAGCGAGGGUGUCGUUGACGCCGAGUCCAAUGGCAGGACCGACACCGACGACGACAAUCAUCCGCGAAUAUCGCCGAAGGACAAGAACGCCAAUGCGAGAAUAUCGAAACAACUGGACAGCUGUCAGAGACAAUGUGCGACCCUGCCGAGGAGGCGCCGAAGAAGGGCCCUGUCCGGCAGCGUCAUCGGGAAUCAUCCACUUCCACCCCAUCGGGUUACCCCAGAUGGAACGGCCAUCUAUUACUGGUGUGAGUUCCCGCGCCGCCCCGGCUCUCAGGAGCUGGAUGACGGGGCUUAUAAUCCAUUGUGGACAAUGAGGGGGUUCACGCAGACGUUUCACUUCUGGAAGGAGACCAGGAGGGCACAAUCGGUUCCAUUGAAUGCAUUUUUAACGUACAUCACUUUGCCCUGGUGGAGCAUAGCCAAAGACAUAUUGGACCACCGAGAGGAUCCCAUUUUGACAUUCUAAUGAUCGGCCGUAACCACUGGAUUUGAAUUUUUUUAACUGGACAGGAAGUACUGUCGGCCCUCAGGGGGACCGGAAUGUUGACUAAACAUUUACCUUCGGAUUCUCGCGACCACCAGGUGAAGCCGUCAACUUGUACAAAGUACUACUCAAUGCAACCGUCGAUCCAUUAUUUCAUGUAAAAAUUCGAUCAAUACACGUGAUUUUGUUUGUA